AUGUUGUUGAGCCCUGUUGUUUGUAGUUGCCAUAGUUAUAAAUAUAUCUUUCUGAAUUUUGUCUUGGCCCCCGACUCUGAGGCUUUUAUUCUGAUCUCGAUAUUUUCAAGCGACUGCGACGCGCACAAAAAGAUGGUGGAACUGUGCGAGAAAAUGCAGGUGGCGCUGCAGGUAAAAAAGAUUUUUUUUUUGUAAAUUUUGACAUCCUGCACCUGCUCCCGGAACUUAGAACUUACUCAACGUUUGGCCUUUGUACCGCCACCGGGAGUUCUAGUUUCUUUCCUUGCACAGGAAAAUUUGCCAAUAUUUUCAAAUACGAUAAUUUCCAAUCUCCAUUCCCAGGCACAGAACGUCGGGGACUUGGUACAAGUAGUUGGGCAGCUGGCACAAGUGAUUGAGCGGCAGCAGGAUUGGAUUCCGCGAAUAACGACCGAGAUGAACCUGCUCCAGCCGCUUCUCGUCACCCUGCCCGAGAUCGACUUUGAAGGUCGAAAAGACGUCAUGACACUGUUCGCCAACAUCUGCCGAUCGCAGACCGGCAUCGCGGGCGGCAGCAGCUCCAGUACCGCUCCAUCCUCGGCCGGCGGCGGCGCCACCUCCGCAGGGCCGCCGGUGAACUCAGAAGCAGAGUACACGCCGUUCGAGCAAUACGUGGUAUAGUCAGAGAAUUUUGAUGGAGCUACGUCCUUCUGUAUAAGGUUAUUCCGUUGGGCGUUCCAACUCUCAUCAGAUCGUGAUGCAUCAGUGAGCGUGCCCGAGCUCUAGCUAGUAUUGUUGAUUAAGUGCAAGAACUUCUAUGUGCCAUCACCAAUUUCAAUAGCUAGAGUGACUGCUUUCAUCCGUCCACAGGUCUCGCAAAAGCUGAUCCCUUUGAUCGCUGAGCGGUACGCGCGGUCGCCCGAAAUUUCACUGAAUUACGGCAUCGUGCUACGGGAGCUCUGCCGGUGUCCAGGGGUCAACAAGCACGCGCUCGAUGAGAAAAUCAUCUACCAGUUGUUCGAAAUAGCGCGCACCAGCGACAAUUUCGAUCUUGCGUCAGACGCUUUUCUGUCUGUGAAGGAACUUUUGUGCCGCGCGAAGCAGCUUUCCGCGCGCUGGAUUUUGGCGAAUUUUGACGAAUUCUUCCGAAACUACCACGACAUUUUGCUGAGCACGUACAGCGAGCACAACGCGCAGGAAGAUCUCUACAUUUGCCAGCGCCAAUCCCUGAAGCUGCUGAGUGACAUGCUGCUGGACCGGCAAUUCAUGCAGAUCAUGCUGCAAUACAUAAACUCCGAGGAGUACUUGAAGGUGCACAUGACGUUUCUGCGGUCGUCGUCAAAAACCAUCCAGUUUGAAGCCUUCCACGUCUUCAAAAUCUUCGCCGCAAAUCCGAAUAAACCGAGGAAAAUCACGAUAAUACUGUAUUUGGUUGUUUGCUGUUACCCUUUAUCUAUCAUGAUCUGCAGGUGCCAUCUGCGUCAAGAUGAAGCUGUUUUCAACAUGUUGCGUUAGUUCUGCAAUAACGAAAAGAAAAUAAUUGCUUGUGUUGAAUUUAUUCAACAAAACUGUAAUUGCCAGGCACCAAAAUCGCGACCGGCUCGUGGACUUCCUGGAUACCUUCCUGAUACCCGAUCGCCAACAAGAUCAGCAGUUCAUCCAGGACAAAAACACGGUGAUUGACAAGCUGCGUAGACUGCAGCACCCAGACACCGUAGCCGCACCUCCUGCACCAGCUCCGACAAGCGGAGGAGGCGCCCCUGCGGCGCCAUCUGCGGGAGCUGGAAAUCCACCCCCCACAGCAACGGCAGCUGCUCCUGCUCCGGCUGCGAACCAGUCGGCUCCCCCACCUGCAGCCGCGAAUGCACCGUUGUCUUCCUCGAUAUAACAGAGAUUCUUAGCUUGUUAAACGCCGCGGCAAGCAUUUCUACACGAGCGACAAAAACACGGAAAUUCAGUUUUCUGAUUGCGACAUUACAUGAAAGAACGCCAUGAAUACAAAAGCACUCGCGCAGAACAUGAACAUCCCUGGUACAACAAAACGGC
Molecule: messenger RNA, 2025 nt
Organism: Amoebophrya sp. A120
Lineage: Eukaryota; Dinophyceae; Syndiniales; Amoebophryaceae
Source: the annotation of a GenBank genome assembly